This is a messenger RNA of Schistosoma intercalatum, 905 nucleotides long. Lineage: Eukaryota; Metazoa; Platyhelminthes; Trematoda; Strigeidida; Schistosomatidae. The record is from the annotation of a GenBank genome assembly.
AUGAUGGGGGUGCAAAUCAAGCUUUGUGGAGAUGCGAAGAUUAAUGGCUAUACAGUUAUCUUCGUUCAUCAAGAAAACUCUCUUUGUAUCACAGCCAUUAAAAACGGCUUGUGGCAUGCAGUAGUUGAUUGUGUGAAACUUGAUGAGUUUUGUGACCUCGUCAAGCAAACGCGUAACCAAUAUACACAGAAUCUCUCAGAGUCUUUUAGUUCUUCCGACCCAUCUAGCUACUUUAAUUUAAGAGAAGAAGGGGUGAAUUUAAAUUUCGUAUGGUCCAAAGAAAUUAAGAAAGGCAUUAAAAUCAUCUUCGGAUCUUUUUACUUACAACCUUCAUAUAAUCCAUUAGAAUCACUCUGCGAAUUAACGAGUCUAAUCACCAAUAGCCUCAAAGAAUCGAUUUUAUGCUGCAGUAAUUUCGAGAGAGAAAACGAGAAGCUAAAGUCUUUGGCUGAUAUGUCCGUAAAGAAAUAUGAAGAAGUGGUUUCUCAGAUAGAUGACAAAGAAAUUGUUCUGCUCUCGAAGUUUUCAGCUGUUCUGAAUGAAAAGAAAAGAAAGUUAGAAAGCUAUAAAUGUUCAACUUAUGCUCCAAGUGAAGUUGACAAAACAUCAGAUAAAUCGUCAUUGCAAGAGGAUUCGGAUGAUUUAAUACCUUCCAAGAACCGCAGAAAAUCAAAACCUGUCAUUGGUCGUCGUAACUGAUUGCUAAAGUAAGAUUACCAUUUACAAGCGUUACGUUCACUGGUUCACGACUCUCAAGAUCAAGCAGCACUAUUACAGUGUUUCAGUAAUUGUGAGUGUAGUAGUAUUGAGGUUCACCUUGAAGAACUUCAAUGUAUCCUCUGCAAUUUCCUCCCAGUCAAUAGGUUGUAUUUACUUAUUAACUGCCGCGCAAAGUUCUAGAUGUA